CAGGCCGCCAGCCUCCCACACAACAACCCCAUUGAAGCCAAAGGGCAACGUGGCAGGGCCAGCUGGCUGACAUGCAAGAGGUGACACUGAGCCUGUUCAUCCUCCUGGCAGGCCUGCCUGCCUUGGACGCCAAUGACCCAGAAGAUAAAAACAGUCCUUUCUACUACGACUGGCGCAGACUCCGGAUCGGUGGGCUCAUCUGCGCCGCGGUUCUGUGCACCAUCGGCAUCAUCGUCCUCAUGAGUGAGUGGACACUGGUGGCUGAGCUGGUAGGGCAGGGCUGUGGGUCCCCUUCCCCAACCAUCCCCUUUCCCCUGACAGGUGGGAAAUGCAAAUGCAAGUUCAGCCAGAAGCCCAGCCACCAUCCAGGGGACGCCCCACCUCUCAUCACUCCAGGCUCUGCCCAGAACUGUUGAGGAUGGAUCAGCCGAAAGGACACAGAGGUCCCUUCUCUUCCUCCAAUUCCUGGCUCUGCACAGGAAUCCGGAUUCCAGGAUGGAAUUCUCCCUCCUCCCCUCAGAGCACCUUGCCA
Messenger RNA from Mirounga angustirostris (Northern elephant seal), 532 nucleotides. It is a transcript of the gene FXYD3, whose product is annotated as FXYD domain containing ion transport regulator 3. The record is from RefSeq and is a predicted model, not a curated record. Gene Ontology annotation, biological process: regulation of sodium ion transmembrane transporter activity. Lineage: Eukaryota; Metazoa; Chordata; Mammalia; Carnivora; Phocidae. Gene Ontology annotation, molecular function: sodium channel regulator activity. Gene Ontology annotation, cellular component: membrane.